AUGGGCGCCGUGGCCAAGUACGUCAUGGCUCUGCACACGCUGUGGGACGCAGACAACAUGGACGUGACGGCCAACCACAACGCCCAGGGGCUCGCCGACCUCUUUGACGCGUGGGACCGCUUCUCCGCGCCGAUUUUUUUUCGCCGACGUCUGCGCUUCAUCCAAAUCGUCAUGAGCAAGAGCCACCGAAGCGGCGGCAACGAGAUCGCAUCGAGCCGGUGGCGCGAGCGCAACGCCGACCAUUGGCAGGACCUUCGUAGCAUGCGCUCUGGCAAACUUUUGACGGUCGGCGAAUGCGCUGGGCCUCACGAUGUCGACGACCGCUGCGUUUGCUACGCUACGCCCCUCUCGUUCACCUUUGACCGCAAGCGUCUCCAAGCUCUGCGACCCACCAUUACGGCGGGGCAGUGGCGCAUGGCCAUUGGCGGGUACUCGCACUCGAGGAACGACGCGCGCAGCAUUGACCCAAACGCGCACCUCCCCAAAGCCGCGCUGGCCAAGGACAAGAAGAAACGCGCGGCCAAGGCAUCCAUCGACCCGCACAAGCGCCCGUGCACCAACAUGAAGCCCGAAACACCUCAAGACAUGCGCAAGACCAACAAGGGCAAGAGCAAGAAAAAGCUGCAAAGGCAAAGACCACAAAGUCACCCGCCAAGCGGUCGCAUCCAGACUUCGACGCGCCCGAGCCCGAGCCCAAGAAGAAGACACACCUCGCCCCACAUGUCCACCAACACGAAUGACGUCAACCCCUUUACGCGCGACGAUGCUGCCGCCCUACUCUUUGACGAACUCUCUUCGUGA
Messenger RNA from Saprolegnia diclina VS20, 801 nucleotides. RefSeq lists its product as hypothetical. The coding region runs from base 1 to 801 and encodes 266 amino acids. The record is from RefSeq and is a predicted model, not a curated record. Lineage: Eukaryota; Oomycota; Saprolegniomycetes; Saprolegniales; Saprolegniaceae. The transcript is spliced from 2 exons.